CUGCUGGUGCCUCAUAUGUUCGUCUGCCUUUAUGUGUCCUUCCGUAGCCUCAUUUGCAGUUUCUGGCAUCUGACACCACUGACAACAUGAAUCAAUGGCUGACGUCAUAGGUCCGGAGAACGAAGCAGACCUACAGGCUCAAAUUGAAGAGGUUGAGGCUCUGUCUUCUAUAUAUGGCGAUGAAUGGUGCGUUAUAGAUGAAGCAUCUCGAAUAUUUUGCAUCAAAAUAUCAAACGACUUGGAGGAGCCAGAGUUGACAGCACGUUUGCAGAUUAUUCUCCCGUCUGACUAUCCGAGCAGAGCUCCACCCAUCUACCAGAUCAAUGCUGCGUGGUUGCGAGGACCAGAGAGAGCAAAACUGGCAAACAGCCUGGAAGACCUCUAUGUCGAGCACGCGGGUGACAGCAUCCUCUACCUGUGGGUGGAGAAAAUACGAGAAUUCCUGCUGGAGAGGUGCCAGAGCUCAGAAACAGCGGCUCAGCCAGAGAUGGUGAACAUGACGACGGAGGAGGAAGACCACGAUGAAGACGCACCCGACUUCAGGACGCUCGGGCUGGACGCAGAACUCGCUCAGCUCCUCAUGGAUCCCUCACACGACGAGGAGGUGCCUCCAAUAAAACACGGGGACGCCAUCACGGACCGACGCAGCACCUUCCAGCCCCACUUAGCGCCCGUGGUGACUCCCAGACAGGUUAAAAUGGUCCUGGAGAAGCUGAUGGAAAACAAGAAGAUUGCUAGUGCCACUCAUAAUAUUUAUGCAUACAGGAUCCUCUGCGAGGACCGGGGCGGCUUCCUGCAGGACUGCGAGGACGACGGCGAGACGGCCGCGGGGGGGAGAUUGCUCCAUUUGCUGCAGAUUCUGGACGUGCGCAACGUGAUGGUGGUGGUCUCGCGGUGGUACGGAGGCGUUCUGCUGGGUCCCGACCGCUUCAAGCACAUCAACAACUGUGCAAGGAACAUAUUGGUCGAGGAGGGAUACGCUGCCUCCUCGGAUGAGGCGACCAAGCCGGGGGCCAAGACUAAGAGACCGAAAGGCAAGAAGACAAAAUGAACUUCACCAAAACAGACUUGUGUUCCGACACGUUUCCAGUUAGCUGAUUCACUGGCGUCUCAACAGAAGCAAGCAGCAAUUUCUUGCAAUUAGAAAUAAUUUCCUAUUUUAAUAGAAAUGUCUUUUUAGAACAUUUCCAAACGAGCAUGUCAAGUGUGCCAUUAGGGUUCCACCGUUUUGACUGGGACGCCUCGGAAUGAAAUGUUUACACUACAACAUUAACAUGCUUUCAUUAAAACAGUCAACCCAGAGGGAUUUACUGUAUGCAGACAA
Messenger RNA from Betta splendens (Siamese fighting fish), 1324 nucleotides. It is a transcript of the gene impact, whose product is annotated as impact RWD domain protein. NCBI's taxonomy places the organism in Eukaryota, Metazoa, Chordata, Actinopteri, Anabantiformes, Osphronemidae. The record is from RefSeq and is a predicted model, not a curated record. Bases 95 to 1051 code for a protein of 318 amino acids. Gene Ontology annotation, biological process: regulation of translational initiation. The transcript is spliced from 11 exons. Gene Ontology annotation, molecular function: protein binding. Gene Ontology annotation, cellular component: cytoplasm.